This is a messenger RNA of Lingula anatina, 2846 nucleotides long. Its product is annotated as prolyl endopeptidase. Gene Ontology annotation, biological process: proteolysis. Gene Ontology annotation, cellular component: cytosol. NCBI's taxonomy places the organism in Eukaryota, Metazoa, Brachiopoda, Lingulata, Lingulida, Lingulidae. Gene Ontology annotation, molecular function: oligopeptidase activity; serine-type endopeptidase activity. The record is from RefSeq and is a predicted model, not a curated record.
GAUGAGCAUAAUUCAUUAAUAGCAUCAGUCCCGUGGGACCUUUCCUGCUUCUGUCUGUUCGUCGUCCCCUGCAUGAUUCUCGAUCGAAGAGGUUGCCGAAGAGUUCAGCAUCUGUGCAUUGUUUUCUUUUUGGUCUUUCUUCAGUUUCGCUUCGUUAGCAUUCCGAAUAUGUUCCAGUACCCGAAAGCAAGAAGGGACGAGUCGAGCGUGGAGGAUUACCAUGGAACAAAGGUUCCUGACCCCUAUGGCUGGAUGGAAGAUCCUGACGCUGAAGAGACCAAGGAAUUCGUAGAUGCUCAAAAUGCAGUCACGGAGCCCUUCUUGGACAAGUGUUCCGUCAGGAAGAAGCUGAAUGAGAGAAUAACAGAGAUGUGGGACUACCCAAAGUAUAGCUGUCCUUCCAAGAAAGGAGACCGCUAUUUCUACUACUAUAACACUGGCUUACAAAAUCAGAGUGUGUUUUACGUCCAAGAGUCCUUGGAAGCAGAAGCAAAAGUUUUUCUCGAUCCUAAUGCUUUGUCAGAAGAUGGGACCCUUUCUAUUAGAGGCACAGCCUUUUCAGAGAAUGGGGAAUAUUUUGCCUAUGGCCUAAGUAACAGUGGUUCUGAUUGGAUUACUAUAAAGUUCAAGGAGGUUGCCACUGGUAAAGAUCUUCCAGACACUCUGGAAAAGGUGAAGUUUUCCAGCAUGGCUUGGACUCAUGAUCAUAAAGGCAUGUUUUAUAAUAGGUACAAGGAGCAGGAAGGCAAGUCUGAUGGUACUGAGACAACCAGUAAUGUCAACCAGAAGUUAUACUACCACCGGUUGGGGACGUCACAGGUGGAGGAUGUGCUCUGUGCUGAGUUUCCAGAUCACCCAAAAUGGAUGAUAGGAGCUGAGGUAACGGACUGUGGGCGUUAUUUGGUGAUGAUGAUCAGUGAAGGCUGCCACCCAGUCAACAGGCUGUACUAUGUAGAUCUACAGGCACUUCCAGAUGGUAUUAAUGGUGUGCUUCCUUACAUAAAAUUGGUGGAUAACUUUGAUGCUGAAUACGAGUACAUCACAAAUGAAGGCACAGUGUUCACCUUUAAAACAAACCUCAAUGCUCCCAAGUACAAGUUGAUCAACAUAGACCUUAGCAAGCCUGAGAUGGACAACUGGCAGAUACUGGUGGCAGAGGAUGCCAAAGACGUCCUAGACUGGGCCGCAUGUGUCAACAAGAAUAAAUUAGUCCUCUGCUACAUGCAGGAUGUCAAGAAUGUACUGUAUCUCAAUGAUCUUCAGUCUGGGAAGAUGGUGACACAACUUCCUCUGGAGGUUGGCACAAUUGUUGGAUACUCCGGAAAGAAAAAGGACUCCGAAAUUUUCUAUCAGUUUAUGUCAUUUUUGACCCCAGGGAUAAUAUACAGGUGUGACCUUACCCAGGAACCCCUGAAACCAACUGUGUUCAGGGAAAUACUAGUUAAGGACUAUAACCCUGCCCUUUUCGAGACCAAACAAGUGUUUUACCCUACAAAAGAUGGGACCAAAAUCCCCAUGUUUAUUGUCCACAGAAAGGGGCUUAAGCUUGAUGGCUCCCACCCUGUGUUACUCUAUGGUUAUGGAGGGUUCAGUAUUGCCAUCACUCCUACCUUUAGUGUGUCCAGAAUUGUAUUUAUGCAACAUCUUGGGGGAGUUGUAGCAGUACCAAAUAUUCGUGGCGGAGGAGAAUAUGGUGAGGAUUGGCACAAUGCUGGGAUUAAAGAAAAGAAACAAAAUGUUUUUGAUGACUUCCAAGCUGCUGCAGAAUAUCUUGUUAAAGAAAAAUAUACAAACCACAAAAGAAUCACCAUCAAUGGAGGGUCUAAUGGCGGACUGCUGGUGGGAGCUUGUGUCAACCAGAAACCAGAACUUUUUGGAUGUGCAAUCGCCCAAGUGGGUGUAAUGGACAUGUUAAAGUUCCAUAAGUUUACUAUUGGACAUGCCUGGACCACUGAUUAUGGCUGCAGUGAUGAAAAGGAAGGUUUUGACUACCUCUACAGAUACUCCCCAGUCCACAAUGUCCAAGAGCCAAACAAUGGCGUCCAGUUUCCAGCCAUGUUGUUACUGACCGGUGAUCACGACGACAGAGUGGUGCCUCUACACUCUCUUAAAUACAUUGCUGAAGUGCAACAUAAACUGGGGAAUUUGCCUCAACAGACAAACCCCCUGAUGAUCCGGGUUGAUACCAAGUCUGGGCAUGGGGCGGGAAAACCCACUGCUAAAGUGGUAAGUGUGGGAUUUUUAUAAGUAUUGAAGAGCUAACUGACAUCUACAGUUUCAUAGUGCUCAACCUUGGACUGGAGUGGAGAGACUGAAGUUCUUGAACAGCUCUAUAGAGGGCACCACUUCACAAGCAGUUCCUCUGAGAAAAAAAUCACGAGGAAGUUGCUGCUUUAAUUGAUAGAUUUAAAAAACUGUGAUAGAUGUGAGAAAAAACGUUUUGUCUUUUAUUGUAUCUUGAGUCUCCUUAAAAUGAUUAUUUCAAGAUAAAACUGAAUUUAAGGUUUUGUUACAAACUGAUUUUUAUAUCCCCCCGAUAUGUUACCCAUCUUUUUGUUAGAAUCUAACCUCCUUGUAGAUUGCCCAUUUAAUUUUUUUUUUUUUUUUUUGAGGAAUUAAAUUUUUUCUUUCAGAUAUUAAAACAUGACCACUUAUUUGUAGAACUGCAAUUCAGUCUUUUUGUUUCCAAUAUUGCAACAGUAGAGAAAAGUAGAGAUAGGGCAAAUGACUACAAACAUUUUUGUUCAGUAAUGAAAUAGCAUGAUUGCACCUCUUAAUCAGAAAAAAAAGAUGUUUAUUUUAUAUGUUAAAAUGUAACAAUAAAUACAAAUAUCUUUUUUAUUCAA